AUGUUUCCACCACCCCAACUACUACUACGACGUGCUUCCUUGCCAACAGCUCGACGCGUAGCAGCAACAGCAACACGACAAGUGCGAUUCUUUACCAACCCACACGGCUACGAUGCACUUGUUUUGGGAGCAUACAACAAUCUCAACUUAACAGCAACUCAAGGCAUUUCCGACUCAACGCGUAAUCAGAUACUCGAGCAGUUGUCCUCUUCCAAUUUGACAAAGAAAGACGAUGUCCGUUUAUUGUACAAUGUUGGAGGCAUAAAACAAUUGGCAGUGGUGUCUUUGGGAGAGAAGCCUGAAAGCAACAUGAGUCAAGACGUUGCCCUUGAAACAGCACGCCGUUCAACAGCGAUUGGUAUUCAAGCCUUGAAGAAGCAUUAUUCGGAAGGAGAUAAUCAACACAUUGGCGUGGACGUCUCCAUUCAUGCACAUGGAGCAGCAGAAGGCGCCGUACUAGCCCAGUAUGCAUUCGACAAGCUGAAGACCAAACAGGGACCAAAUCUACGUGUCGGGCCUUUUGGACAAUCCACAGAUUCAUCCAAUCUUUCGUGGGAAACUGGAUUGGUGUAUGGCAAUUCGCAAAAUUUGGCACGACGUCUCAUGGCAGCACCAGCCAAUUUGAUGACACCAAAGACAUUCGCAGAGGAAAUGGCUUAUCUCUUGGCAGGUCUGGAGAACGUCGAGGUGAUGGUACAUGAUCAUGAUUGGGCAGUGCGACAAAAGAUGAAUGCUUUCUUAUCAGUGGCUCAAGGAAGUCAAGAGCCAUUACGUUUCCUCGAGAUUCAUUACAAUGGUGGUGAUGGACCGCUUUAUGGAUUGGUUGGCAAAGGUAUUACAUUUGAUUCCGGCGGCAUUUCUCUCAAGCCCUCCAAUAACAUGGCGUUGAUGAAAGGCGAUAUGGGUGGGGCGGCUACAGUUGCUGCAGCUCUUUAUGGUAUUUGCAAGUUACAGUUGCCUGUGAACGUGGUCGCAAUGAUUCCUUUGUGCGAGAACAUGCCAUCUGGAAAGGCAACCAAGCCGGGCGACGUUGUUCGAGCCAUGAAUGGGAAAUCGAUUGAGAUCAUCAAUACAGAUGCAGAAGGAAGAUUGAUCCUGGCCGAUGCACUUUAUUAUCUCAGCUCAACGUACGCGCCAAAGACGAUUAUCGACGUGGCGACCCUUACUGGAGCCAUGGAUGUUGCCCUUGGACAGGCAUUUGCAGGCGUGUUUACCAAUUCCGAUGAAUUAUGGACAAGACUAGAGACGGCAGGAAAGACUACGGCGGAUCCUUUUUGGCGUAUGCCAUUGCAUGAUGAUUAUCUCAAAGGAAUGAAAGAGUCUUUGGUGGCGGAUCUCGUUAAUUCAGCUGGACGAUCAGGUGGAUCUUGUAGUGCUGCUGCCUUUUUGAAAGAGUUUGUGGCUGGACAACCAGAGAUACAAUGGGCUCAUAUCGACAUUGCUGGUGUGAUGGAAUCAUCGGCAACGGAAGGAUAUCAUAUCAAAGGAAUGAGUGGUCGACCCACACGUUCUUUGCUUGAUUAUUUGCGCUGUGCUGAAUAA
Messenger RNA from Lichtheimia ornata, 1542 nucleotides. RefSeq lists its product as uncharacterized. Gene Ontology annotation, biological process: proteolysis. Gene Ontology annotation, cellular component: cytoplasm. Bases 1 to 1542 code for a protein of 513 amino acids. The record is from RefSeq and is a predicted model, not a curated record. Gene Ontology annotation, molecular function: manganese ion binding; metalloaminopeptidase activity. Lineage: Eukaryota; Fungi; Mucoromycota; Mucoromycetes; Mucorales; Lichtheimiaceae. The transcript is spliced from 8 exons.